This is a messenger RNA of Racocetra persica, 2058 nucleotides long. The record is from the annotation of a GenBank genome assembly. Lineage: Eukaryota; Fungi; Glomeromycota; Glomeromycetes; Diversisporales; Gigasporaceae.
AUGUCUGACCUAAAGAGUGAACAGAAUGAAGAUAACUCUUUUAAUUUCAAUGGUUCGAACGGCCAAGAGUUCCUCAAUAAACCUGAACCGUCUGAGGUGGGUUCAAAUCCAGAAGAACCUCAACAAUCAAGCGGAGGUCCCAUAAGGAGAAAAAAUAAUGCAAAAUCUCCCAUGGACGAGUUUUUUGAACGAACAAAAGAAUCUCAAACUUGUAAAAUAUGUAAAAAAAUGUAUGCUGGAAUUGGUGAAACCUCCACUGGUACCUUAAAAACUCACCUACGAAGGAAUCAUCAAUCCGAAUUUGAACGAGGUGCUCAACAGACUGACUUUGAACGAAAAACCCGAACAACUUUAAAUUUUCGAAGAGUAGCACCGUAUACUCGACAAGACAAUUUUGAACGAAGCAGAUCUUUGAUUAAUUGGAUAGUUUCAACAAUGCAGCCCUUUUCUGUGGUCGAGGAUGAGUCUUUUAUCGAAAUGAUAAAAAAAUUUGAUCCACAUUAUCAUGUGCCACGAAAGCAGUAUAUAAAAUCCCAUGUGAUUAAAAGGUUUCAAAAUCGUCGUGAAAGAUUACAUCAUGAUCUAGAAAAUAUUAAGAGUAGGAUAUCUUUGACUGGUGAUUUGUGGACUUUGGAUAACAAUCAGUGCGCAUUUUUUGGUGUCACUCUUCAUUACAUUGAUGAUGACUGGACAUUUAAACGCUUCUUAUUAGAUAUAAUCCCAUUCCAUGACUCUCAUUCUGGUGCAAAUCUUGCUCAGUCUUUAUCCAAUUUAUUAACUGAAUUGGAUCUUUCCUCAAAAAUAUUAGCAUUGACAACAAAUAAUGCUCCGUCUACCAUUGUUUUUGGUCAUGAAAUGGAAUUAGAAAUGAAUAAAGAAUUCGAUAAUUUAGGAUUUUCGCACUAUCGCUGUGGUUCUCACAUUCUUAAUAAUGCUGUACAGUAUGGACUUCAAGUUCAUAAUAAUUCAAUUGAAAAAGUUCGAAAAUUUAUUAACAAAGUCAGGAGCUCUAAUCUAUUGAUGGAGGAUUUACGUCGUAUAUUCGAAGAUCAGAACAUACCAUUUUCUAUUCCACAAAUCGAUCAUGAAUCUCAGUGGAGAUCAACGUACUUGAUGAUUGAAAAGGUGAAACAAAUACAAAUACAAGCGAACCUACUUGUUUUACAACAUCAGGAUGAAUUUAAUGAUUCAUACCCUGAUGAAGAUGACUGGUUAAAUAUAAACGAAUUGCUUACUGUCUUAUCCCCAUUUUAUUCUGCUACUUUAACGCUUUCUUCAUCUGUAUAUCCAACAAUGGGUGACCUUCAACUUACUUUUUGGAUUUUGAGACAACAUUUACAGCAUGAAAUAUCAGUCAAUGCUACUCGGUAUACUGUGGCUGAUUCUAUACUUCGUACUCUGGGCGAAUAUUGGUCAAUUAUCGAUGAGACUUCAAAAAUUGCAUCUGUGUUGGAUCCGCGUACAAAAUGUUCCAUUUUUCAACAAGGAUCAGAAACUGAUAACAUUAUAAAUUCUAUUCGGGCUAGGAUGGCUUCUUACACACCUUCUUCUUUAGACAUUUCUGACAAUUCUAAUUCUAUCAUUACAUCCGCAUCAGAUCCAACACUCUUAUCAUCAUAUCAUUCUCCAACGACAUUUAAUAGAAUCGAUGCUCGUGCACAUCUCCGAUCUCUUACAAAUCAAUUCCUUCCAACUACACAACCUAUCACGAGCAACGAAUUAGAGCAAUACCUUUCUUUGCCUAAUGGUGAGGAUUGUGAGCCCUUGUUAUGGUGGAAAGCGCACAAAAAGAAGUUUCCGGUGCUUGCAGCGAUGGCGCGAGACUAUCUCACGAUUCAGGCAUCAAGUAUCCCUUGCGAACAAGCCUUUUCUAUUUCUAGUUCAACUGUUUAUAAAUCACGCGGUAAGCUGAAUCCAGAGAUUGCCCGAUCACUUUUGUGUUUACAUAGUUGGAUAGUUGAAAAGAUUGGCGAAAAUGGGGGUAUAGAUGAUCAAGCAGGUAGUGAUGAUGAUAGCAAUUUAAAAGUGGAAGUGAAAACAGAUAACAGCGAAAAAUAA